AUGGAUGUCAACAUCAUUAAGCUGUUAAGCGUAAGCUUCGUGUUGAGAAAUAACGAAAUUAUUAUCGAUAGUUGUAGCGAUAGUAGCGAAAAUGAAGACAGUGAAAAUGAAAAUGGUCUCAAUGAAGAAGAAUUAUUGUAUGCUGUAUUAAUGAUUGACACUACGCAUGGGGAAAUGGUGAUUUCCGAAAAAUUGAGUGACUAUGGAAUGUUUCCCGAAACAUUUCAAAUUGUAUUGGCAUCGAUUGGACCAGGAUUACGUGCUAUUAAUAUUGCUUCUGGUGGCAGAAACUCGAUAUCGCAAGAGAAGCAAUUACUUAUUGCUAUUUGGUUCAUGGCUACACCUGAUUCUUACAGAUCUAUUGCUACGAAAUUUGGCGUAGGAAGAGCAACAGCUUUUCGAGCAUUACGACGAGUGACAUACGCUCUUCAUUGUGUCGCACCUCGUUUUGUGAAAUGGCCGAGAGAUCAGAUUGCUCUAAAUGUGAUGGAGCGAUUUCAAAAAUCAUGUGGCUUUCCCAAUGUUAUUGGCGCUAUUGACGGCACUCAUAUAAAAAUCCGAGGUCCUACUGAAGAUUCAAACUCUUACGUCAAUAGAAAAGGUUUUCAUUCUAUGAACCUUCAAGUUAUUUGUGAUUCUCGGGGUUUAUUUACACAUUGCUAUGCCGGGCAGGCAGGCUCUGUCCAUGAUGCCAGAGUUUUUCGGAACUCAUCUGUAGCUGAAUUUCUCGAAUCAACCGAGCAAUAUUUUCCAAAUGAUUCUUAUCUAAUUGGAGAUGCUGCCUAUCCUAUUCAUCCGCAUUUAAUGGUACCGUUUCGGAAUAACGGACAUCUAACACAUCGGCAAACAAAUUAUAAUUAUUGUUUGUCAUCAACAAGGAUGGCCGUCGAGAAGGGAAUAGGGCAAUUGAAAAUUCGUUUCAGAAUAUUAUUAGAUUGCUUGCCGUUAAUAGAUAUUAAAAAAAUCCCAGAAUUUUUAAUUGCAUGUUGUGUAUUACACAACAUUUGCUUACUUCAAAAUGACGAAUUGCUUAUGGGCUUAUAUGAAUGUAACGAUAUGAUCAAUUUACAUGAUGAAAUAUAUCCUGUUGUGCGAGAAAAUGCAGUAAAUUUAGGGAAUGAAAAAAGAAAUAGAAUAAUGAAUGUUUUGCCAAUGAGAGUUUAA
Molecule: messenger RNA, 1164 nt
Organism: Cyphomyrmex costatus
Lineage: Eukaryota; Metazoa; Arthropoda; Insecta; Hymenoptera; Formicidae
Product: putative nuclease HARBI1
Exons: 3
Coding region: 1-1164 (387 amino acids)
Source: RefSeq, a predicted model, not a curated record